AUGAAGAAAACAAGCAAAAAAGCAAAGAAGGACCUGAAACCAGCAGCGGGCAUUCAGGGCAAUGGAGCCUUUGGCUUGAAGGGGCACCGAGGUCUCCUGGCAGGGCCGGGGGGCACGGAGGCCCAGCAGCCGCAGACCACCCUGCGCCCGCUGGUGGGCCGUGUGUUUGUGCACACCUUGGACCAGGAAAGCUUCCCUCGCCUUCUUGAGCACACAGCCGUCCCCCGCGCCGCCCCCAUCACCUACCACGCCCACCUCCAGGGACACCCAGACCUGCCCCCCUGGCUCCGCUACACCCAGCGCAGCCCCCACCAGCCUGGCUUCCUCUAUGGCACCGCCACUCCCGGUGACCGAGGGCGCCAGGUCAUCGAGGUCACAGCCUAUAAUCGGGACAGCUUCGACACCACGCAGCAGAGGCUGGUACUGUUGAUUGAAGACCCAGAAGGCCCCCUGCUGCCCUACCAGGCUGAAUUCCUGGUGCGCAGCCAUGAUGUGGAGGAGGUGCUGCCUUCUGUGACUGCCAGCCGCUUCCUCACCAACCUGGGGGGACUCUGGGAGCCAGGGGAGCUCCAGCUGCUCAACAUCACCUCUGCCUUGGACCGUGGAGGCCGUGUUCCCCUUCCCAUUGAGGGCCGCAAGGAAGGGGUGCACAUCAAGGUGGGCUCGACCUCACCCUUCUCCACCUGCUUGAAGAUGGUGGCGUCCCCCGACAGCCAGGCACGCUGUGCCCAGGGCCAGGCUCCGCUGCUGUCCUGCUAUGACACCUUGGCACCCCACUUCCGCAUUGACUGGUGCAAUGUGUCCCUGGUGGAUAAGUCGGUGCCAGAGCCGGCAGAGGAGGCACGCACCCCGGGGGACGGCAUCCUGGAGCGUGACCCAUACUUCUGCCCGCCCACUGAGGCCACGGCCCGAGACUUCCUGCCCGACGCGCUGGUCACCCUCCUGGUGCCCCUGCUGGUGGCCCUGCUGCUCACGGCACUCCUGGCCUACGUCAUGUGCUGCCGGCGGGAGGGCAGGCUGAAGAGAGACCUGGCCACCUCUGACAUCCAGAUGGUCCACCACUGCACCAUCCGAGGGAACACGGAGGAGCUGCGGCACAUGGCGGCCAGCCGAGAAGUCCCCCGGCCACUGUCCACCCUGCCCAUGUUCAACGUGCGCACAGGCGAGCGGCUGCCCCCCCACGUGGAUAUCGCACAAGUGCCCCUCAUCCUGGACCAGCACUGAGGGCCUCCCCAGGUGGGUCCAGCAGGGCGGAGCGGCCUCACUUCUGGGUGUGAAGUGGCCUCUGUCCCAAGGCCGGGGCAGGUGUUGGGGGGUGAGGAGCUCAGGGAAGGGAACGGAGUACCCUCUGGGGCAGCAGGGGGACAGUGCCCAGGCUCGAGCCAAACGCUGGGUCAGAGGUGAGGCUGGGAAAGGCAGGAGGCCUGGGCUGGUCCUCACAGCGGGCCUCACGCUCUCUUCCCUCUGCUGCUCAGCUCCAGCCCUGGCCCCGUCUUCCUUCCCUCCUUACUCACGGCACCUGCCUGGUCCGAGGCUGCUCCUGACCUGAGCGACCCAGGCGUGGAAGCAGUGGGGAGUGCGGUGAGGGGGUCUGGGGUCAGGGGGCCCAGAAUAAAUGCCUGCAACCCCACUCAGCUACCAGUAACCAGGUGCUCCUCUCUGUUGCCCGCUGUCCCCCCAAUGACCCUCAUUGCCUCAGUUUCCCUUUCUGCUUCUGAGCCCCCAGAGUCAGCCGGCACUGCGGUCACAUGUUGCUGGGCCCUUGGGUGCUCUGGAGGUGCAGUGGUUCACAGCUGGGUCUUAGUUCUACAGUUCUAUGUGAGCCCAACAGUGAGGGGCCCCUGGGUCACUAGCCCCCUUUUAUAGACAGGAGCCUAGGAGAGGAAGUGAUUUGCCCAGCAGCACAGAGCUUGGAUUUGAUCCUAGCAUAUCUGCCUCCACACUGCUUUCUGGAGGGCUGAGAGGUUCUGGGAGCAGGAGAUCCCCAACCCCUGGCGGGAGAUAAGCCGUUCUAGCCAGGGAGUGGGACAAAGCCCUGUCAACCGCGCCUUCAUGGCCUCUCCCUAGGGCUGCUCUGGGGACAGGCCUGAGGGCAGAGGACACAGCUUAGCCUGAGACCUUUUUCAGCUGAGUGUCUAGCCUUGUUCCCGGGAGCCCUGGAGGCAUGUCUUCCCCAGAGGGCUACCCCAAGCAGGCCAGCUCUGCGCUCGCUGCCCAGGGCCAUCCCUGGCCACAGCUGGUCUCCCACCUGAUGCACCCUGGGAGGAGAGGCCAGAGAUGAAGACCCAGAGGAGACCCAGACCGGUGGAGUAGCAGGGGAGCCAGAAUGUGGCCGAGGCCCCGAGCCCAGCUGUCCUCUCCAAGAGCGAGGCCAGGAGAGCAAGGUCAAGGCCGCUGCCAACAUGGGCUCCAAGUGCCCUUUUGAGCUCACGCACCAGCUCUGGGACCAUCUGCUGUGCUGGAGCAGACUCUCAUCAUCCCUGUGGGGAGCGCCGGAGGUGCAGGUGGGGGCUUCCCUGGCCUCGGCUGGGGGGAGGGUAGAAGGAGCCAGGCUGCAGGCUGAAAGGCUGAGGCCCUGGCUGGAUCCCAGCGCUUGGAAAUGCAGAGGCAAGGGAGUCCCCAGAGCCCCAGAUUGCCCUGCAGCAGGCCCC
Molecule: messenger RNA, 2651 nt
Organism: Condylura cristata (star-nosed mole)
Lineage: Eukaryota; Metazoa; Chordata; Mammalia; Eulipotyphla; Talpidae
Gene: SGCA
Product: sarcoglycan, alpha (50kDa dystrophin-associated glycoprotein)
Exons: 9
Coding region: 1-1224 (407 amino acids)
Cellular component (GO): sarcoglycan complex; membrane
Molecular function (GO): calcium ion binding
Source: RefSeq, a predicted model, not a curated record